AUGGGAGCGAAUAAGAGCGCUGUACUACCAGCAGAUCAAGCCGAGGAGAUUUGCCACGAAACAGGCUUCACCCCGCGACAACUUCAACGAUUGUACGUUCGUUUUCAAGAACUUGAAAAACGAACUCCACCAACUGGAUUCCUUACUCGCGAAGAUUUAUUAGAAAUUCGUGAAGUUUCAAUGAAUCCUCUAGGUGAACGUCUUGCUGAUAUCAUCAUUCAAGAUCAUGGAAUAAAUAAUCGUAUUGAUUUUCGACAAUUCGCCAAUGUCCUUGCUCGAUUUCGACGUGGCAAGAUAAUCACCAACUUGAAUACCAAAGAUAAGAAGUUAUUAUUUCUGUUCAGUAUGUACGAUCGUAACCAUGAUUCGAAAAUCGAUCGAAAUGAACUAACAGAAAUCUUAAAACUUAUGGUUGGUGGAAAUAUUCACGACGAACAGAUUGCCACGAUUGCAGAUCAUACGAUAGAAGAAUUGGAUGCUGAUGGUGAUUUGACGAUAACAUUUGAAGAAUUUUGCGAAACUCUCUCGAAUAUCGAUGUGGACGAAAAAAUGUCCAUGAAAUUUUUAAAUUAA
Adineta ricciae is the source of this 573-nucleotide messenger RNA. NCBI's taxonomy places the organism in Eukaryota, Metazoa, Rotifera, Eurotatoria, Adinetida, Adinetidae. The record is from the annotation of a GenBank genome assembly.